This is a messenger RNA of Monoraphidium neglectum, 262 nucleotides long. RefSeq lists its product as hypothetical. Lineage: Eukaryota; Viridiplantae; Chlorophyta; Chlorophyceae; Sphaeropleales; Selenastraceae. The transcript has a single exon. The annotation marks the transcript as partial. The record is from RefSeq and is a predicted model, not a curated record.
AUGCGCCCACGCCUGGCCUGCCGCAGCGCCCAGGGCAUCUCUGUUCUGACGCAUGCAGCCCGGCGCACGCGCCCGCUGCCGCUGCAGGUCCGUGCGGCAGGACAAGCGGGUGGCAGCGGCGACAAGCCCGGUGCAGACGUCCAGGGCCUGGAUGCCAUCAUGUCCAAGUAUGGCCUGUCAGAUGGAUCGCCGUCGCCCGCCGGCAGCAGCAGCGGCAAGCCCGCCAGGCGGCCGACCCCGGCGCCCCGUGCGCAGCAGCCAG